Quercus lobata is the source of this 907-nucleotide messenger RNA. RefSeq names its product breaking of asymmetry in the stomatal lineage (gene BASL). The record is from RefSeq and is a predicted model, not a curated record. The transcript has 5 exons. Bases 1 to 837 code for a protein of 278 amino acids. Lineage: Eukaryota; Viridiplantae; Streptophyta; Magnoliopsida; Fagales; Fagaceae. Gene Ontology annotation, biological process: regulation of asymmetric cell division.
AUGUGCACACCAUGGACAAUUCCAAGGUUUGUCAGAUGGAGAGUGAGGGACUGGGCUUCUUGUUUCUUGGCUUGCAGGUUUCCUAUAGAUGAUGAACCAAAUACAUAUCGUUCUUCAUCACCUCAACCAGUGAAAAAUAUGUCUUUCGACAAAAAGGGUGAUAGUAAAGUCAAUCAGAAUAACAAAAAAAUGUCAUGGCACAAAAAACGCAGCAAAGAGAAACGACCAAAACUCAGUUCCACACAACAACCUAAAGACUCCAACAACAACAUUCCAGUUGAAAAUGGCGCUGAUGAAGCACGUUGGCCACAUUUUUCAGAUGAAGAAUACAUAGUAUUCUGCUUUAGAGAGGAUGGAGCAUUUGAUGUAGUCAAAGAUGGAAAGCCAGAAACUUCCAAACCCUUUGACUGCACGUCCAGAAAUUCAAGACCUGUAAACCGAAAGCUUAAUUAUGUUGACGAAGCCAAAACAGUUGUAGAAAGGUAUAGCAAUGAGGAAAAGUUGAAGAGAGAUGGACAUGAUAUUUUCCCUACAAAUGAUGGAGGUGUUAGGAUCUCUGACCAAAAGGAUGAGGAAGAAGAUUGCAUAUACUUCGAUACAGAAUCGCCUACACAUGGAUUCAGAAGGAGAUAUCAAAGUGAGGAGGUUGAAGACCGUGGCCUGGUAUCAGUAGAAUCAAGUGAAUCCAAUCUAUCAGAUGGCAGUUCACGCUCUUUUGCCUUCCCUGUGUUGGGUUGGGAAUGGAUGGGUAGUCCUGUGCAGAUGCCAAAAUCAGAAGGCCUGCAGUUAAGGAAGCACAAGGCCCGUUUUGUGGGCUUUCAGUGUUGUAAAUUCUGAAUUUUGCUGUCUCUGUCUCUUUCUCCGUUCUCUUCCACUCUCCCUCAAUUUUGUCUCACGUAGGAUUGGA